Rhagoletis zephyria (snowberry fruit fly) is the source of this 1747-nucleotide messenger RNA. The record is from RefSeq and is a predicted model, not a curated record. NCBI's taxonomy places the organism in Eukaryota, Metazoa, Arthropoda, Insecta, Diptera, Tephritidae.
AUGGAUCACCACAAUAGCCAGUGCCCCCCACGCCAAUGCCCCUACUGCCGGGCACAUCUCUCGCCUCAAAAGCUGCACCAGUGUCAACAUGUUGAGAAAAGGAUCAGCAGCACCUCGGCGACUAGAACGCUCCAACAGCUGCUGCUCACCCCGACCUGGGACCCUUCUCUGAUUAAAGCGUUUCAGAAACUUGAGCGAGAAAAGGAGAAAGAGGUGCAACUCUCCAAACGACGACGACCGCUACCAUCUUCUUUUUUAUCUGCAGCAUCACCAUCACCAUCCUCUUCAGCAUCCUCAAUAUCACCUCUACCAUUUUCACCCUCAUUAUCAUCAGCAUCAACGGCCAAAUCUUCACUUCAGUGUCCCUACUGCGGAGAACCUUGCGUUCCCAAUUUGAUGCACUACUGCAUGCACAUUGAGCCGCUGGUGACCCCGAGAUCAAAUCAACCGACGCCAGAAACUGUCAUCGCCAACUUUAAUCGAAAGCAAACGUACAUCAAGUCGGUGAAGAAGGCCGCAGGAAAGCCACCGACUACUACCGCCAGAAACAACUGCCCUGCAUUGUCUGCCAGUGCCGAUGAUGGUGAAACAAACGAUUCUUUAACGAUUCCUCCUUUUCCUAAGCAAUGUCCCUACUGCCUGGAACACUUCUCGCAAGAAGAAAUGCACCAGUGCAAGCACUUUGAGGUGAAAGCGAUAAGGAAAAGGCUGACACAGGCAAUGCUUCCAAAUGAGGGGGCUAACAUGUCAAAAAACAACAACAACGACAACAAAACAGCAACCACUUAUGAAGCGUGCCAGAAAAGGAGAGCUGAUCUUGAAGGUGGUCAGCUACUUGAUCAGUACUUGAAGCCUCGUCCUGCCAAUAUUGCUCGGGCUGGUGCUCGCAGAUCGCCUCCCAAUGGCUCCAAACUUUACCGAUGCGACUUCUGCACCAAAAGCGACUUUGUCGACUUUGCCCACUACAUGGGCCACCGAUUGGUGCAUAUCAGCGAGCGGCCGCAUCAGUGCGACCAGUGCUCGAGUGCCUUUGCGCGCCGUUCCACGCUGAUAAGGCACAUCAAGGAGUCGCAUUCUUCCUCCUUCUCCUCUUUAAACUCUCAUUCACCCGCCACUUUUUCCGCCCAACUACAAACGCCCAACCAGUGCCAACAGCAGCAGGAGCAACAGCAGCAACAACAACAGCAGCAGUCAGAAUCAGAAUUCGAAACAGAAGCAGAACUAGAUCCAGGCAUAAGCUCAGGCCCAGAACCAUAUUUAGAAUUAAGAAUAAAACAAGAAUCAGAUACUGAACCAGAAACUGAACUGACUGCUACUGAACCGAAGGAACUAAAUCCACUCAAACAGGCCCAGGCACAACUCCCAAUCCUUCUGAAUCGCAAUGAUCAGAACAGUGCGCCUCAGAACACUACUGCUGCCAAUGAUGACUACUACGUCGACACUGUCAAUCAACAAGUGAUUCGCAAUCAUCAUCAUCAUCAUCAUCAUCAGGUGUUUGCUGAACAUGAUCAACGAGCUCUUCGAACUGAGGCACUUGAUCACAAGGCUCAGACAGCACCGAGGGACGUCCGCAACACCGAGCCACGUGAGCCACGUCGACCACAGCCGCAGAUCACCACUGUUGACUACGCCAACUUUGUCAAUGAGCAGCUUCGCAUUCCUCAUCAGAUGCUUGCUGAUCUAGAUCGGCCAGUGGCUGGAACUUCGGCGAUUCUUCGUCAUGGCGGCUCGGGAUCCGCAGCAGCAG